CAACUAACUUCCCGCCUCAUUUCAAACAUCAGAAAAACAAAAAGGGUUCUUUAUUUGGGGAAAAGUCCCAAUCUAGGGUUUAUACAGCUAAAACUCAUCAAUCGCUUCUGCACGUUUUGCCAAUGAGUGUUCCAAUGGAGAUCUCUGUUCAAACUCUCACCAACGGAGACGCCACCAGCCACCACACAACCACCGUCCCCGUGCCCGCCGCACCUUCACCUCUACCACCGCCUGUAGCCGAAGAUAAAUUCCUCGUUUCAGUUGAGGUUUGCUUGAAGCCUUCUAGCACUGCGCGAACUGAGGACGUGAAAUUAGCUGUUGAGAGAAUGCUGGAAAAGAGCAGCUUAAGCUAUGUUGAUGGACCAAUUGAUUUGCCUCUCGAUGACGCAUUUCUUGUGGAUAAUGUGCAAAGAAUAUGUAUAUGCGACACAGAGGAGUGGGUGGCAAACCAUGAUAUUUUGCUGUUUUGGCAAGUCAAACCUCUUGUGCAUGUCUAUCAGCUAAGUGAAGAGGGACCUUGUGAGGAUUUAGAUGGGGAUAGCCAACUUUCUAGCUUUAGUGAAUGGAUUCUUCCUGCAAAGGAAUUUGAUGGCAUGUGGGAAAGCUUAAUAUAUGAAUCUGGUUUGAAGCAACGGUUACUAAGAUACGCGGCAAGUGCUUUGCUAUUCACUGAAAAGGGUGUUGACCCUUUUCUUGUUUCGUGGAAUCGUAUCGUUCUUCUACAUGGUCCUCCAGGAACAGGCAAGACAUCACUAUGCAAAGCAUUAGCACAGAAACUGUCAAUACGUUUUAGCUCCAGAUAUCCACAUUGUCAGCUGAUUGAAGUGAAUGCACACUCAUUGUUCAGCAAAUGGUUUUCUGAAAGUGGCAAAUUGGUUGCAAAACUUUUUCAAAAAAUUCAGGAAAUGGUGGAGGAGGAGAACAAUCUGGUAUUUGUUUUAAUCGAUGAAGUUGAAAGCCUAGCUGCAGCAAGAAAAGCAGCUAUAUCUGGUUCAGAACCUUCAGAUUCUAUAAGGGUGGUAAAUGCUCUUCUGACCCAGAUGGACAAGUUGAAAUCUGCACCAAAUGUGAUUAUUCUGACCACAUCGAACAUAACAGCUGCUAUUGAUAUUGCAUUUGUUGAUCGAGCCGAUAUAAAAGCAUAUGUGGGCCCUCCUACCCUACAAGCACGUUAUGAAAUACUAAAAUCCUGUAUGCAGGAGCUUUUAAGAACCGGUAUCUUGUCUAGCUGUCAGGAUGGUGAUCCCUUGAUUCUACCAAAUUAUUCUUCUUUGAUAGGCAAUUUGGCUUCAGCAACAGCUGAAGACUCUCAAUCCCACUUGAACAUAUUCAAGCACUUACUUGAAGCCGCUCAAGCAUGUGAGGGAUUGAGUGGAAGAUCUUUAAGGAAACUUCCAUUCUUGGCUCAUGCAGCACUUGCCCAUAUUCAAUGUCAGGACCCCAUCAAGUUCUUGCUUACGAUGAUCAGCACGAUUAAUAGGGAGCGGUCCGAGAUACCAGAUUAGGCAUGUUUGGUUGCUUCAAAGGUCAAAACACUUAGAUUCAAGGUGAAUGGAAAUUUGUUGUCAAUCAUACAAGCCAUAUCUUUUGUUUAGUGAUGGAUACUCAUGAGCCUUUAUGUUUAUGAAUACAUGUAUGUGAAACUUGUGAAUAUAAAAAGUUCCUUUAUAUGUUGAACUUGAACCAGUAUAUUGGCAGUAUAUUGAAGCAACUCUUUAGAUCUCAA
Molecule: messenger RNA, 1726 nt
Organism: Helianthus annuus (common sunflower)
Lineage: Eukaryota; Viridiplantae; Streptophyta; Magnoliopsida; Asterales; Asteraceae
Product: pachytene checkpoint protein 2 homolog
Exons: 14
Coding region: 123-1505 (460 amino acids)
Biological process (GO): reciprocal meiotic recombination; meiotic recombination checkpoint signaling
Cellular component (GO): chromosome; nucleus
Molecular function (GO): ATP hydrolysis activity; ATP binding
Source: RefSeq, a predicted model, not a curated record